Molecule: messenger RNA, 477 nt
Organism: Plasmodium inui San Antonio 1
Lineage: Eukaryota; Apicomplexa; Aconoidasida; Haemosporida; Plasmodiidae
Exons: 1
Coding region: 1-477 (158 amino acids)
Source: RefSeq, a predicted model, not a curated record
AUGAAGGAGGACGACCAAAACCCUAAGAACUCAAGGACUCCACACCCAAAACCGAGAAGAUCUCCAGAAAGCACCAAGUAUUCCAAAAACCUCGGCAGAGAUCAAAAUCGAACGAGGAGGAGAAUAUAUUUAGUGCGAAGGAGACAGAAAGGAAAGGGGAAAAAGAGCAACCAAACAGAGACCACACAGAAAAUGGAGAAAAGUUAUCUGAGGAGGAAAUUCAGGGAACAACCGUCUGAAAAAAACACAGGCGAAGAGACGAAGGAACGGGAAACCAUGACGGGCACCCGGGCACCAAAAACGCGCACUCAAGUCAGAAGUCAACUCAGGAACAGUUACGCACGGAACCGGAAUUUAGGAAGGAGAAACCCGAUCGAAAAGACGGAACCCUGGUACCCAGUCAAAGCAGGGUCCCAGAGCUAUCCCACAAAGUGGAAAGAGGGACAGCAGGGAACUAAGAGAGUGGACCUACAUUAG